This is a messenger RNA of Xiphophorus maculatus (southern platyfish), 1687 nucleotides long. Its product is annotated as interferon-induced protein 44-like. The transcript has 13 exons. The record is from RefSeq and is a predicted model, not a curated record. The coding region runs from base 292 to 1623 and encodes 443 amino acids. NCBI's taxonomy places the organism in Eukaryota, Metazoa, Chordata, Actinopteri, Cyprinodontiformes, Poeciliidae.
ACUCUGACUGCAGGACAGCAAUCUGAGCAACCUGGGAGGCAACGAGCAACCGCCACGCCUGGAUCAGCUUUAAUGUCCAUAUGCUCACAACAAGGCUGACAGGCGCAGAACAGCUGGACUGAUGUGAACCACCAACCUAAUGUCCUGGUCUAUUAGGUACAUCUCAUGAACUAUGAUCGGACAGAUAUAUAGUUCCAUAUGACCAGAACACAACACGAUCUUACACAGCUACUGGUUCACCUCAAAGGAUCCUGCAACAAAUGCUAAGGCUAGUUAGCAUGGCCACAGACGAUGACAGAAAAAAGAUUGUCCUUUAACGGUAUGGGACGUAUUAACUCCAAAACUCUUCCUCCACUUCUUGAAAAACCAUGGCUGCAGAUAGAUUGGGAAGACAGAGAGACUGACCUGCAGUUCAUAAACGACUACAAACCUAAAGGUGGCCACCGGCAGUUCAGGAUUCUUCUGCAUGGACCAGUUGGAGCCGGAAAAUCCAGUUUCAUCAACUCCGUCUUCAGCGUUUUGGAGGGUAAAAUCUGUCACAAGGCGACUGUGUGCAACAUCAUUCAGACCAGCUUCACCAAAAAGUACAUGACCUACAAGCUUAAAAAAGGAGACCAGAAAAACGUGUAUCCUUUUGUACUGAACGACAUGACAGGUUUGAGCAACAUCAACUGGAAACACAGAAGAGUCUAUGAGAAGGACAUGAAAAUGGCCAUGAAGGGACACAUCAGGGAUGAGUAUAAAUUCCACCCUCAGAGCGCGUUGUCCGAAACCGAUCCGUUCUUCAACCGGAAUCCAACUGUCAACGACAAAGCUCACAUCCUGGUUACUGUCUUUGAUGCCAACACAAUAAAUCAGCUGGACGAAAGUGUAGCUGAGACAAUUCAGGAGAUCAGAGACGAAGCCACUGAGCUGGGGAUUCCUCAUGUGGCCAUUCUGUCCAAAAUUGAUGAGGCCUGUCCUGAGAUCAGAGAAGAUAUAAAAAAUGUCUGCCAGAGUCGGGCGCUACAGAAAAAGAUUCAGCUCCUCAGCAAACUGGUGGGAAUCCCAGAGAACUGCAUCUUCCCUGUGAAGAACUACAACUCAGAGAAGAAGCUGAACCAUGAAAUUGACGCUCUGAUCCUCAACACCCUGAGACACCUCAUCGAGAUCGGAGAGGAAUACCUUAGCAGGACUCCUCAUGUGGCCGAUCUGAUUAAAACUGAUGACGUCUGUUCUGAGACCAGAAGUGAUGAAACAAAUGUCCGCAGGAGCCAGGAAAAGGUUCACAGCCUCCGCAAAACAGUGAAGAUCCCAGACAGCUGCGACCACCCUGUGAAGACCUACGAAAGCCGUAAUACGCUGUCGUACAUAUCAGACGUCAGAAGUCAAGCAGAACCAGAUGAAGACUUUGCUUCGUGUCAGAAACGCUGCUGGGUUCUGAGAGAGAGAAAAGGGUCCAGUCUGAACCGCACACAGCUGCACUGGGAACAACCCAGUAAGGACUGGGAGGGAAACCUGGUCAGACAGCAGCAGGUUUCUGACGUCAUGACAGACGGAAACCUUCCAGAACCACAAACUGACUCAGGUGUAAAUAUGAAAAUAAAUCUGAUCCUCAGACGUCCAGCGGAUCAUUCAGAUUAAAUCUGAACUUUGGGAUCUUCAGAGGAAACAACUUUAACCUCAUUUCUGUCACCAGAUAUUAAAU